AUGGAAUACGCCCCCGCAAGCAUAUCCAUUGCUUCCAAGCUCUUCGAGUACGGAUUCAAGAUAUACAAACUCUACAAAGAUACCCGCGAGGCUGGAACAAAAUAUGUUAGGCAACGAAUUUUGCUUGAUAUCCAGGCUCAGCGCUACGAGAACUGGGGCAACUUCGUUGGCCUAGAUAAGGGAGAGUACCAUCCAACAACCGAGCAGACCCAAGCGCAACUUGAUUUGAUGGUGGACAUUCUGGCACAAAUCUCAGAUAUUCUCGUCUCGGCAUCUGAGCUGAAAGCAAAAUAUGAAGAGGGAGCAAACAGCGGUGCGACAUUGGUCGAGGAUGAACAGAUUACGAUCGCUCAAAUUACGCAACGUCAGCUUAAACAGCACAAAUUCGCAAACUGGAUCAAAUCACAGUUUGGAAAAGGCCUUAAAUUUGCCCUUUGGGACGGAGAAAAGUUUGAGGAAUUUCACCUCACGCUGAUACAUUUCAUUGAAGGUCUCGAGAGCUUGACUGGAGUAUAUCAUAAGAGAUUUGAGGCUUUGUUGUACACACAGUUGCUCCGAAAUAAGUCAAGAGAAGAACUGAGAGAAUUGGGACAAGCAAAUAUACCGAUAGGAAGAGUUAUUCCAGAGCUUGCUGAUCGAAAGUCUGCUUACAUGGAAUUGUCAGAAAGACAGAAGAGUGCGCAAGGCGCGAGGCUGUUUGGUCUAACCGAAGACAAGUUUAAACUAUCGGCUUCAGAUAUCAAACCGGAACGAGUCAGCAAAAAAACCGCAACAAUGUUCGGAACGUACCAAAAUGACAAACCGGUGGCAGUUGAGUGGAAGCUUGUGUCCGAGGAGCUGACCCCAGAUGAGGCCCUUAAGCGCCUCUCUAACGUCGCCGAAUUCUUGUCGACGAGUAUAGUUGGUGUAGAGACUCAUCUCCCACGAUCGAUAGGGUACUAUCGCAAUCCGGGAAUAACAGACCGUAUCGCUCUGGUGUACGAAGACCCAGGACCACACUCGUCUACCCUCUUCGAUGCGAUUGCCGACGCUAAAUUUCAGCAUAUUAGCUUGGGAGAGCGCUACAAACUUGCCCUGGCCCUUGCCGAGUCUCUGUUCUACCUUCGCCUGACUGGCUGGUUUCAUAGGGCGAUUCGAAGCUCCAACAUCCUCAUUUGCGGCGAUCCUCCCACGCCAGACAUCCGUCUCCUGCUGGUCGGCUUUACGAGUGCCCGGCUUGAAAAACCCUGGGAGAAGUCUGACAAGAUCAUUUCUGGUCAAUACGACGAGCUCUAUCACCACCCGACUUACCAGGGCAAGAACAAGCGCAGCGUGAAUUACAGCUAUGCUUUUGACAUAUAUAGCCUUGGUGUCUGCUUGAUCGAGAUAGCUACUUGGCAACCAAUCAGCGAGCUGGGCGAAUACGACGUGGACCAUCACAGUCCCGUCAAAUUCAAGAGGAAGCUUUGCUCAAACGAUUCGAUGGGGUUCUUGGAAUUUACUGUUGGAAAGGAGUAUCGACGAGCCGUCCAAUGGUGUUUAGGUGCCGUCGAGCUCAAGGAUAAACAAGACGGGAGUGGAGAGGAGAAGGACUCAGCAAUGGAGUUCUGGGACCAAGUUGUUCUUAAGCUUGCAAAUUGUCGGUCUUCGGUGGACUAAGGAUGUGGAUUCGGACCAGUUUCUAAUCUGCGAAUCUUUCGAGACGGAGGGCUAUGGAAUCU
Molecule: messenger RNA, 1700 nt
Organism: Lindgomyces ingoldianus
Lineage: Eukaryota; Fungi; Ascomycota; Dothideomycetes; Pleosporales; Lindgomycetaceae
Exons: 2
Coding region: 1-1638 (545 amino acids)
Biological process (GO): protein phosphorylation
Molecular function (GO): ATP binding; protein kinase activity
Source: RefSeq, a predicted model, not a curated record